This is a messenger RNA of Annulohypoxylon truncatum, 1259 nucleotides long. Its product is annotated as Alpha/Beta hydrolase protein. The record is from RefSeq and is a predicted model, not a curated record. Lineage: Eukaryota; Fungi; Ascomycota; Sordariomycetes; Xylariales; Hypoxylaceae. Bases 47 to 1168 code for a protein of 373 amino acids. The transcript has a single exon.
CCCCAUCAAUGCUACGUCACAAGACAGGCUCCCUGUGGGCUUGUUCAUGCCAGGCGGUAGCUUCAGGGGUGGCGGCCUAGACGCUCCUCAUCACAUACCGGCGGGAUGGGUUGAUCGUAGCCAGAAGCACAUAAUGGUAACAAUCAACUAUAGAGUCAACAUCUUCGGAUUCCCAAAUGCAAUCGGGCUAGAAGAUCAGAACCUCGGAAUUUUGGACCAAAGACUGGCACUUGAGUGGGUGCAUGCCAACAUCGAUGCUUUCGGAGGUGACCCCAACCGAAUCACGUUAUGGGGUCAUUCAGCUGGUGGAGUUUCGGCAGAUGUUCUAAACUUUGCAUACCAUGAAGAUCCAUUGGCAGCCGGUUUUUUUCUCAUGUCAGGGGCCGCCAUGCGGACAUUUGCCCAGGGCGACAAUGCGCUACAGACAAACUUCACGCAUGUUGCCAAGGAACUUGAGUGUGACUUCCCAGCCGACGCCGAGGCUGAACUUGAAUGCAUGCAGCAAGUCCCAGUAAGUUUGAUCACGAAUUUUGUCGGCCAUUAUGGGGAUGACGAGAAGAAACCUCGUUUAUUUUUUCGACCAACCGUCGACGACAAGGUCAUAUUCGAGGACUACACGGAAAGGGCUGAACAGGGUUUAAUAUCGAGAGUACCAGCUCUCAUAAGCGAUACCUCAAAUGAACAGUCGAGCCUCAUCACAUACCCGAUCGACAAUCUACCAGCUGGUCCUAAUAUGACUGACGUCGAUAAAGGUACUUUAGACGACUUCAUAUGCCCAGCAUUCAACUCGUCGAAUAUCCGAAGCCUUAAUAAUCUCACUACGUACCGGUACCAAUAUGCUGGAAACUACUCAAACCUGACACCAUUUUCGUGGAUGGGAGCCUAUCACGGCGCUGACCUACCUAUGAUUUUUGGAAGCUAUAAUCUCACAGGAGAUGCCACCGACUUCCAGAAGCAAGUAGCAGAAGCCAUGCAGGAUUAUGUAUUAGCUUUUAUAACAGAUCCUGAGAAUGGCCUAAGGAAUUCAGGCUGGCUACCAAGUAAUGCGAUUUUAAAGGGGGACAUGGUGCGUUUUGGUGGGGGUGACAUGAUAGUUCAAAAUAUCAGCUCGUCGGACAUUGAUAGCGCAUGUACGGGCAAAGGGCUAUACGAUUCACAUCCGGAUUGAUGACGGUGGAUUGAAAUUUUAAAACUGAUUAAUUGAAUGUAUCAGACUUUGAAGGGAUAGGCGAGACUGUUAAACUUAUGAUUUCGAAAAC